This is a messenger RNA of Aphanomyces invadans, 1313 nucleotides long. RefSeq lists its product as hypothetical. Lineage: Eukaryota; Oomycota; Saprolegniomycetes; Saprolegniales; Verrucalvaceae. Bases 4 to 1266 code for a protein of 420 amino acids. The transcript is spliced from 5 exons. The record is from RefSeq and is a predicted model, not a curated record. Gene Ontology annotation, cellular component: nucleus. Gene Ontology annotation, molecular function: protein binding.
GCCAUGGACCAAACGGAAGACGACGCACUUCGCGCGGCACUGGCGCAGGCCGAGCAGUUCAAGAACGACGGGAAUGCGGCCCUGAAGGAGAAGAACUACGCCGAAGCGAUUCGUUUGUACACGUGUGCGCUGGACCUGGACCCUACGAACGCGAUUUACCUGAGCAACCGCAGUGCCGCGCACUUGAGCAACGACUCCAAGACGAAAGCGCUGCGAGAUGCCGAAGCUUGCAUCGAAAGCAAACCGAAUUGGUGGAAGGGAUACAUGCGUAAGGGGGCGGCCGAACACGCGUUGAAUCGAUUUGACAUGGCCAAGCAAACGUACUUCCGCGGGCUGGAAAAGGAUCCUGGCAACACGUCGCUGCAAGAAGCCAUCGAAGCCGUGCAAGUCGCGCACGAAGCAUACUCGUUGCAGCUAAAGAAGGAAAACGCUGAAAAGGAGGCAAUUCGACAGGCACACGAGGCUGAGGCGAAAGCAAAGGCCGACGAAGAAGCGCUCUUGGCGUCGUUCAUGGACGAAGUCGAAGCGCUCGAAGACCAAGCGAACACAGUCAAGAAACCCGAACCAGUCGAGCGCAUCAAACCUCCCGUGGACUUUGGAACGCCGGAGGGUCAGAUCAUUCGGCUCUUGCAGCCGCACUUUGAAUGGAUCAAUUUGAAUCCCUUCCGCGUGCUCAUGCUCGACACGGACGCGACAGACGAAGAGAUCAAGCAGCAUUAUAGAAAGCUGUCGGCGAUGGUCCAUCCAGAUAAAAACCCCGAUCCGCGCGCGCGAGAAGCGUUCGAAGAGAUCAAAAAAGCGCAUGACCAAAUGACCAACGAAGACCGUCGAAAGACUUGUAUGCGCAUGAUCGAGAACGCGAUCGAGGCGGUGGCGGUCGAGCGCAAGCAAAAACUGAAAAAGUUUCGCGUCGACCAACUGCCCGACAUCAACGACCUGAACGAGAAGGCCGUGCUCAAGGCGUUUGCGGACAGCGAAAACCGUCGGCGGAACGUCGAGGCGCGCGAGCUCAAGCAGCGCCGUCGCGAAGUCGAACAGGAGGAGGCCGAGAAGGAAAAGGAAAAAGCAGCGUACCUCCACGACAAGGAGUGGUCCCAGGCUGAACGCCGCGACAAGCGCAUGGCCAACUGGCUUGGCGUCCAGUCGGAUCCGAACAAGAAGGUCAAGACGUUGCCGAAGAACGUCGGGUGGCAGCGCGAGGAGAAAAAAGAGCCCAAGAAGCAUGGCGUGGUCGACGGAAACGAGUACAAGAAGAGCUGGAAAUGACACGGGCAUCGCAUCAAACGAACUUGUUAUUUCAUCGUGUAGUAUGG